GUGACGACCUUUGGCUCGCCGCGCCUCGGCGAUGGCCACUUCGUCGAGAGCUACGCGGACGCGGGACUGUCGGAGACGCGCGUGACGCACUACCGCGACUGCGUGCCCCAUCUGCCGCUCGACGACAUGUUCUGGCUCGGCUACGCGCACCUGCCCACGGAGGUCUACUACGACGAGGACAGCACCGUGGCCACGGUCUGCGACGGCUCGGGCGAGGAUGCGUCCUGCUCGGACAACUGCACGUUGUGCACGUCCGUCGCGGACCACCUCUACUACCUCAACGUGUCCCUCGGCUACUUCGCCUGUUAA
Molecule: messenger RNA, 309 nt
Organism: Aureococcus anophagefferens
Lineage: Eukaryota; Pelagophyceae; Pelagomonadales; Pelagomonadaceae
Exons: 1
Biological process (GO): lipid metabolic process
Source: RefSeq, a predicted model, not a curated record